Messenger RNA from Nothoprocta perdicaria, 1801 nucleotides. RefSeq names its product transmembrane protein 214 (gene TMEM214). The record is from RefSeq and is a predicted model, not a curated record. Gene Ontology annotation, cellular component: Golgi apparatus; endoplasmic reticulum. The transcript is spliced from 13 exons. The annotation marks the transcript as partial. NCBI's taxonomy places the organism in Eukaryota, Metazoa, Chordata, Aves, Tinamiformes, Tinamidae.
GGUCCCCCGUCACCCUGUGCCCUCCCGUCCCCUGCAGCCCCCAUCGCCCCCUCGGACACGCUCUUCGAGCUGGGCUUCGAGAAGGCCGCCAGGAAGCAGAACAAGGAGCAGGUGCCGCCGGCGGCGGGCACGGAGCAGCCGGCGCGGCGGCCGCCCGCGGGCCGGGGCGCCAGGAAGGCGGCGGGCGCCGGGGCGCCGCGGCCGGGCGGCUUCCGCACGCUGGAGGAGGCGCUGGCGGCGCUCGACGUGGCCGAGCUGCAGAGGGAGCUGGACAAAAGUCAGCACAUGUUCCCCGAGAACCCCUCCGUGUGGCUAAAGGACCUGGCCGGCUACCUCAACUACAAGCUGCAGGCGCCGAAGAGCGACCCGGCRCUCAGCCAGCACCCGCACGAUUAUCCCUACUGCCUGGUGAGCAGGGAGCUGCGGGGCGUCGUGAGGGCGCUGCUGGGCCGGGCCUCGGCCGCGCUGGACCUCUUCUUCGACCACUGCAUCUACAGCAUGCUGCAGGAGCUGGACAGGAGCCCGGGGGAGGCUCUGCACGGCUACAGGAUCUGCAUCCAGGCGGUGCUGCUGGAGCGGCCCGGCAUCGCCACCGCCAACCUGGGCAAGUACCUGGAGCUGCUGCGCUCCCACCAGAACCGGCCGGCCAAGUGCCUCAGCAUCCUGUGGGCGCUGGGACAAACCGGCUUCACCGACCUCGCCGAGGGCCUCAAAGUGUGGCUCGCGGUGAUGCUGCCCGUGCUCGGCAUCAAGGCGCUCUCCCCGUUCGCCGUGGCCUACCUGGAGCGGCUGCUGCUGAUGCACCCGAACCUCACCAAAGGCUUCGGCAUGAUCGGGCCCAAGGACUUCUUCCCCCUCCUCGACUUUGCCUUCAUGCCCAACAACUCGCUGCCGCCCAGCCUGCAGGAGCAGCUGCGGCAGCUCUACCCGCGGCUCAAGGUGCUGGCGUUCGGCGCCAAGCCGGAGGCGACGCUGCACACCUACUUCCCCUCCUUCCUGUCCCGAGCCACGCCGAGCUGCCCGCCCGACAUGAAGAGAGAGAACCUGCUGCGCAGGAUGAGGGGCCGCGGCUUCCCCUGGCCGCGCCUGCUGCUCGUCGCGCUCGUCUUCGCGGCUGGCUUCCUCGUGCACGACGUGCGGACGCAGGGCUCCUUCCAGGCCUCCUCCUCCGCUCGCCUCCUCCGUUCCUCGGGCAUCCUGGCCGUGUCGCAGCAGGCCUGGCACAAGGUCUCGCACUGCGCCCUCCAAGGAUACAGGUGGCUGCAGGGCAACGCGCCUCUUUACUACUCGGAAGCGGUGGCUGCGCUGGAGCCCGGCGCGAAGCUGCUCUGGGCGCAGGCCAGCGAGGCCGCGCUCGCCGUCACCGAGAAGUGUUCCUCUUGGCUCUCCUGGAGCAAGGACAACCUUCCCGGGCUCAUCGAAUGGCUGCAGUGCCGGCUGCCGGAGGCGGCGCUGCGCUUCGCCGAGGGCGUCGCGGAGCUGCUGCUCUUCCUGGUGCGGGGCUGCCUGCUGCCGCUGCUGCAGUGCGUGGCGGCGGCGCUGGAGCGCGCCUGGCAGCGCUGCGUGGCCUCGUGCAGCGGCGCCCUGUCCUGGGCCGGCGUCACGGAGCAGCUGGCCAGCGUCACCUACGGCUCCUGGAGCUACCUGCACAACACCACGCUGGCCCUCAGGGACUGGGCGCUGGCCGUGAUUUCUGGACGCUAGUUGCGCUGUCCGGAGCAGCGGGCUCGGGGCCGAGGCGCGGCCUGGCGUUCCCGGCACGGACGAGUCUCGGCUCUGCSUUCCCCGUGAGGGAGGCGGA